AUGUACGGUUCAAACCAGUCCGAUUCCCAACAGCCAGAAUGGCGACUGCCAGCGCGCCGGCCUAAACCAGCUUCUGAGUCGGCACAACCACCGCCGCAACCCCCUCGGCCAGCCGCAGGGGCUGUUUAUCACCCGGCAAACUAUGGGCCAAUGUCCAACACCGCUGUUCCGGCGCGGCCGACGUCGUCGUCGCCCGUAUCGCCGUUAUCGGGUCAGAGUCAGACCGACCCCCGGAAUUGGGGAGCGCCAUAUAACAAACAUACGAUUGUUGCCCCGCCACCUCUUCCACCGCAACCACAGCCGCAGACGCAGUCGCAACCCCACUCGCCCGCCUUGAACAACAUUCCGCCGUCGUUCUCGAAUCAAGAUUACGAAGCGUUCGCGGAUGCUCGACCUCCAUCGGCAAACAGUAUCCCACCGCCUUAUAAUUUCCCGCCGCGUCAACCCGAGGUCCAGAACCAGCAAUAUCAGACUUCUAAUGUUCCGAUACUACCCCCUAAGAUCCCCCAAGAUCAUCCCUCAGUCAGCCAGCAGGAUACUACUAAUGUUCGACCUGCACUGCUUGCACAGGGCAUCGGCCCGGCAGCUACGCAAGGCUCGUAUGGGCGUGCUGUGGAUCCCAAUGCAACCCCCACAUAUGCAUCUGCAUUGGGCCCGGGGACACCGUCCGACUGGGAACAUUUAGGUCCAACAGAGGGUGACUUUGAUGAUGCGCCGUGGUUUCCACCUAGAGACCUUGCUCCUCCAUCGAUUGAGACUAUUCAGACACCUCCUGGUUUUUCUACUGGCCUAGCCAAACCUGCCAUGGCCAGUGCACCGACUUCUCAACCCCAAGACUAUCCUCCUCAACCCCAAGGCUAUCCUUCUCAAACCCAGGGCUAUCCCAAUCAGCAGACUCCCAGUCCUACACCCCAAGCUCCCACUCCUAUGUACCAGUCUCCAGGGCCACAAAGAAAUGAUACUAUUUCGCCUGUCAGCUCCUCUGGCGGGAAUAGGUUCCACGCAGCACCUCUCAACCGCGUGGACAGUGUCAGCACUAGCAGCGUGUGGUCAAACCGCACUGAUAGUAUUGACAAUGUGAUUGAUGCAUGGACCAAACCUUUGGACCCCGCAUCAAGGCCGGCUGAUUCCGAUAAGGCAAGCUCGAUAUCACAUCUAGAUCUCCAAUCUAAGGGUAAUCAAGACAGCCCAGCGGAGACCCCGAAACCCUCGCAAUCUCCUCCUGCACAAGAGACACCAGCGAACGUCAAUAAAGAGGCUGCUGGCUCUGCUGAAGUGCGAAGCAAUAUCGCACCUCAACCAGUGGAUCCAUAUGAGGAUCUCGACCCAUGGUUCAAAUCAUCACUGACGCGCUGCAUUGCGAUGCUGCGCAAGGAGGCAGUGGCGGAUUCGGAUGAAGAGCGCUUCAAAAUAUUUACUGCUUUCAUGGCCAAGGAAACUAAACUCCGUGAAAUCAUGUAUAAUAUUGAGCAUGAGCCCCCAGUCGUUCAACCCCCUGUCGUUCAAGAGACUCGUUCCUCUGAAGCUCCACAUCCAUUGGUGAUUCCUGAGAAGCGCAAACCAUCUCUUGAGUCUGGACUAAUUCCCGUGGAGAUGGAAGAAGUUGAAUCACCUACCAGAAUCACCGAAGAUGAAGAGGAUGAUGACGAUGACGGCGCGGGAAGUGAAUAUAGCGCAGGUGGUCGUCCUAUCAUAACGAGGCGCGGGUCAACGGCGCAGAAGCCUAAGUCUUCGCUAGUGCCCUCAGAAGAUGUACCCAAACCGCCUGCUCGGACUUCUUCAAUGCAUCUAUUAGAGGAAGCACAACCUUUAGAGCCCCUCAAUACGGAGCCUCCGCGUCCAAUUUACACCCCAUUUCAAUACACUGAGGGCCCACAGCGUGGCUCAGAUAAUCUAACAUUUGCUCGUCCUGCUUAUCAAGCCUACUCUGAUUUACGGCAGGCAUCGGCUAGUGGACGGGUCAUGUCCAAUGUCCCUCAAUCUCAAACAGGACUCUCUGUUUUGACUACUUCGACACCUCCGUCUGAGCAUGAUGAGACUUUUAUUGGUCUAAUCCGGCAUAAAAGCAAUGCGUACCAGGCAGACAGUCGGCGGAACGCUACGCCGCAUCCACCAUUGCCGGAAUCGCUCCGACAAGGACGACAAGAAGAUAUUGUUGCAGAUUUGCGUACAAUUGUCGGGACGCCUUUAGAUAAACAAUCCGAAGGCUCCUGGCACAUCACAGCAAAAGAGGGCCUAGGAAAGUUCUCGGGGGAUUUAUCCUACGUUCAAAAAUCCAUUGACAGCUGGGAAAAAGCGGCUACAACCCGUCGACGCGCUCUUGAUGGCGAUCGUACCGCUCGACAAGACCAUUCGGAGGCGGAAAUCGAUACUCUUUUCAAUGAUAAAGAAAUUGGCUAUGCCGAUAUUAACACCUUGGAGGAAAAUUUCCGGCAGACUGAGGCUCGUACUCAGCUUGAUGAGGAGCGGAAGGAAGUAGAUCACUUCAUGUCGCAAGUGUUCAAUCCCGUAGAUGAACGUUUGAAAGAAGAGAUCUCUGCGCUUCGCAAAUUGUAUGAAAAUGCCCUGAGCCAGCUUGAUCGGGACCAGAAAGGAAAGAGCGCCAGUCUUGGCCGAUACAGUCCAUCUGUGACCCUGAAAAUGGUCCAUGACAUCCACAACCAGCUCGAGAUCCGGUUCCAGAAGCGGCUUGAGCUUGCGCUGGAUUGUGAGCGACGACGUAAGAGAGCCGAGCGCCGUCCGUUAGUCUUUAUGGGUGACAUGUCUACCCUCCGACAGCUUGAUGGGGACUUUGACCUUAUGGAAAAGCGGAACAUUCUGGAGGCAGCGAAGGACCGCGACGGGCGGGCCAAUCAGUUGAUGAAUUCCUUCGACGAUGCCAUAUUGCACGGCUUAGGUAUGAAUCAAAGCAUCCUGGACGAGCUUUCGUCCAAAGCAGCCCGCCUCGACCCCACGAACCUCCGUGCUUCCGGCCUACCCGAUUCUGAAGUCGAACAGAUCCUCAAGUCAGCGGUAACCUUCGCCAUGUCACUUCGAGCCGACUCCGAGGCAAUCCUUCGGAGCUCGGGGGUCGCAGAAAAAUCGCUAAACGACGCCGAUUACGCCGUCUCCGUUGCCGAAGCACGAUAUGCAAAUUCGGAGCCGGAUAUCUUUGAGCGUCUCGAAGCCGAAAAGAAAAAAGAGGAUUCAAUCCUCGAACGUGACUUGAACUCAAAGCUGCAGAGUAUUCAAAAGGGCCCCCAGACCCUUGAUCUGACUAUCAAACAACUUAUCCGGGACCUGGCAAAGACCCCGAGAGUUGAGGCUCCGGUUUCUGUGGUCAUUGAGGAAGCGACCCCUGUCAGUCACACCGACAGUGUGACGUCUGUAGACCUACCCUUGGAACUUCGCCCUGCCACUGUGGCUCCCACUAGUCAGACCCCGCCAGCACGUCGUUUGUCGGAUCCUAAGAAUGAUCACCAAGAGAGGCUACGUCGGGCGUUGGAGGAAGCAAAGAAGCGCAAUGCAGCGAAAUCUAGCCAAUGA
Messenger RNA from Penicillium verhagenii, 3525 nucleotides. RefSeq lists its product as uncharacterized. The transcript has 2 exons. NCBI's taxonomy places the organism in Eukaryota, Fungi, Ascomycota, Eurotiomycetes, Eurotiales, Aspergillaceae. The record is from RefSeq and is a predicted model, not a curated record. The coding region runs from base 1 to 3525 and encodes 1174 amino acids.